Messenger RNA from Aspergillus vadensis CBS 113365, 941 nucleotides. RefSeq lists its product as uncharacterized. The coding region runs from base 138 to 941 and encodes 267 amino acids. The transcript is spliced from 2 exons. The record is from RefSeq and is a predicted model, not a curated record. NCBI's taxonomy places the organism in Eukaryota, Fungi, Ascomycota, Eurotiomycetes, Eurotiales, Aspergillaceae.
CGAGUAACUUCGUGUUAUUUCUCUUUCUUUCUCUUUUUAGGUUGAUUGAUGAGUGAGUAUCUGGAGUCUAUUUCUUUUGAUUUAAUAGUAUAGAACGUGGUUCUCAUCCCGGGCACCGCCCCCUUUCGUCUUACAAUAUGAUUGCCAAAGGGAUCCGAACGACUGCGAUCCUCCUCCUCCUCCUCCUCCUCGCAACAUGCACCCCGACAAGCAGCGCAACAGCGACAUGCUACUUCCCUGACGGGUCCAUCGCAAGCAACAACGUUCCCUGCUCAUCGGACACGUAUUCCGCGUGUUGUGGCAAAUCCGACGUCUGUCUAUCGAAUAACCUCUGCAUGGAUACGGGCGAACAGCCAUAUGUUCUGUCCCGGGGAGCGUGUACGGAUCCGAAUUGGGAGUCGGAUAAUUGUCCGUCUGUUUGUCAGAAUAUCACUAAAGACGGCGGCUGCUCGAUUAUAGAUCUUCUCUAUGAGAAUGGCGUCUCGACGUAUUGUUGCGGCACUCCGAUAAGCAAUGGCAGUGAGGUGAUUUGUCCGCAUGGGAACUCGUUUGAGGUCGCUACGGGGAAAAUGCUGUAUGGGUAUGCGGCGCUUGCGAACUCUACAGCGGAUGCGUCGUCGGGGAAUAGUACGUGUACUUCGUCGAAUUCUUCGGCCUCGGUGCCAUCUUCUUCAGCCUCCUCCUCGUCGUCCUCCUCAUCUUCCGCGGGGCGGGAUACAGCCAUUGGUGUUGGAGUUGGGGUCCCUCUGGGCGUCAUUGCGGGUGCUUCGCUUGUGUGGGCGUUUUGGGAGAGGAAGGAGAGGAAACGGAUGCAGAGAUCCGAUGGUAGUGUUGGUGGCAACCUGGCAAUGGAGCAGGGGUACUCUGCACCUAUGGUAAAGACACAGCGACCGCCAGUUGAGCUGGAAGUUAAUGGUGCGAGGCAUGAGCUGGUAUCAUGA